CUAAACUUUCCUCUGUCAGUAGAUGCAUGUGAAAACCCUGCACACCAAAAGUCAAACAUUCAAUCAAGUGAGUGUGAAGAGUAUUUUAGUGUUGAUGUUUUCUUUACACUGUUAUGUGUUUUCUACAUUUGUUUUCUGGACUUGGAGAAGACUUACAACCAUGUACCCCAGGGAGUCAUGUGGGAUGUGUGAGGUACCGAGCCAUCCGGUCCUUAUAUAACUGGAGUGAAAGCCGUGUCCACAUUCUCAGCAGGAAGUCAAACACUUUGCUCUUUGCAGAUUAUGUGGUUCUGGUGACUUCAUCAGACUGUGACCUCCUGCACGCACUAAGGUGGUUUGUAGUUGAGUGUGGAGAAGUCAGGGUGAGAGUCAGCACCUCCGAGUCUGAGGCUGUGGUUUUCUGCCAGAAAAUGGUGGAUUGCUUUCUCUGGGUUGGGAGUGAGUUACUGCCCCAAGUAAAGGAGUUCUCAGGGUGUUGUUCACAAGUGAGGGUGAGAUGGGCAGGCGGAUUGAUGCAAAGCCGGAAGGCUAAGCUCUCGAUUUACCAGUUGGUCUAUGUUUCGACCCUCACCUAUGGUCAUGAGCUUUGGAUAGUAACCGAAAGAACAAGAUCACAGAUAAAAGCAGCCACAAUUAGGAUAAAGAGCUCAGACAUCUGGAGGGAGAUUGGAUUAGAGCCACUGCUCCUUCGCGUUGAAAGGGGCCAGUUGAGGUGGUUCAGGCAUUUGAUCAGGAUGCCUCCUAGGGGCCCUAAUUUGCAGGGUUUCCAGUUACAUCCAACUGAUAGGAGACCCCAGGGUAGACCCAGAGCACACUGGAGAGAUUAUCUCAGGCUUGGGAACAUCUCGGGAUCCCUAAGGAGGAGCUGGAAAAAGUACCUGGGAAGAGGGAUGUCUGGACUACCUUGCUUAGCCUGCUGCCACUGCAACCCGCCCCCAGAUAAGUGGCAGAAAACACACAACAGUAACUUUAUUAGAUUAGUUGUUUUUUUUUAUGAGGAAAGAAGUGAAACACACACACACACACCAGGGUACCCAAAAGACAAUCUUUCAUUGCACAUUCUGCAUAGCAGCAGUAUGAAGGCACAACCUUUCUAUUUAAAACAUCAUAUAAGUGCAUGCUUGAUUAUAUUCAUCCAUUAGCUUAACCCGCUUAUCCAAAUCAUGUUAAUUGAUUUGAGCAGAUUCUAGGGAGUAGGAUAAGGUUGAGAGUUUAUCGUUAACUUAUGUGUUCAUGGUCGUUUUAAGGGCACAUGGCUGCAAACUUUUCAUCAAAUUACCUGAUUUUGCAUACAUGGCUGAUUUUACAAGUUAUUGCUGAUGUUGCUGGCUUUUACGAAAAUAGCACUCUGAAUUUUCAGUGCUCCAUUUUUCUGAUAUAAGUCAUAUUUUAUAAUUUCUUUAAUUACUUGCAUAUGAUCUUGUUUUAUAGAUGUUUAAAUGCUUCAUCAAUGCACUUUCUUUACAGUGAAUAUAUCAUUUUCUAAGAAUAUAUCAGCAAUUCUUCUUAAACACAUUUCCACUAUUCAGUUAAAUACUACUGUAUUCUACAUUUCACUCCAUCCUGCACAUAAUUACUUCCACCAAAGAUAGCUCAUUCUGGUAUUAUUAUUAUUAUUAUAAUGUGGACUAUUUAAAAGAUGAAUUGAUUUUAUUAUAUUGCAUCACCUUGUAUAAGAGGAGCAUUGAUGUCUAUCAAUUUUUCUUAUAGCAAGCAGCUUAGCAGAGUAGGGAAUUCCCGACAGUGCACAGUGUUAUGCUAUGGACUUAGCGGAUAUUUCAAGUCACUACAUUAAAUAUUCACAUUUAGGGGCUGUUUGGAAACAAAUACCUGUUUGGGCUGUGCUCUCAGUUUAUCCACUGUUGAUAGAAAAAUCCGCUCAGUGUGCUUUGUUCUCUUUUUAACAGUGUUUUUACCCUCCAAAUGUAUUAAUAUCUCAAGUAUGUAAAUGCAACACUAUUUCCCUCCUUACUAUUAUAAUUUACUAAUGUUUAUUUUAUAACACUACUGCUAUACUUGAAUAUUAGAAGGUGUGAUAUAAGCAGUGAUGGUGUAGCAAUGACACACAACAGGUUAGAUGAAGAGAAUAACAAUGCUGCGACAUGUUUUCCCCAUUUUGUCACGGUAUAGUGCUGAAUAAUUGUUAGCGUAGCUUGAACCACAGCCAUAGAAUCCAGCAAAGAGAGAGGCAGCAGUGCACUGCUGGCACCAACUGUUAGGUACUGAGUUAUAGUGUCUGUGCUGCUAAUCAGUGUUAGAUUUGUUUGAAGUGCGAGAACAUGUGAUGGUUUGCAGAGUGGGAUAUUUUGUUAUGCAUGUUAUUAAUUGAUUUUACGUGUUUUAUGCGAGGAAAGUGGUCACUAUGCCUGCUUAUAGAUUUAUGGAAUGAGGAACUUGAUGGAACUUUGUUUUACACAAAGCCCAAGAAAAGUAUUAUAAGUCUUGAUGUACAUUUAUUGUUUACCUGUUGAAUUCAUCCAGAUUUAGUUUGUUUAAGAACAGUAUGUUAUCAGGUUAUUUAUUGUGUCUUUUGUUUACUAUCCAACCUGAAAAUAUUGGCUAAGUCAUUUUAUAGCCCCUGAAAACUUGAUUUUAGAAUUUAAGUAUUUCUCUGUAACAUUAAAGAUUCAUGACAAAUAAAGCAACAAACAAAGUUAAAGUUAGAAAAAAAAUCUUUAGUUAUUAUUUAUUGAGGGUUUAAAAAA
Sander lucioperca (pikeperch) is the source of this 2705-nucleotide messenger RNA. RefSeq lists its product as uncharacterized. The record is from RefSeq and is a predicted model, not a curated record. The transcript is spliced from 4 exons. Bases 114 to 1142 code for a protein of 342 amino acids. NCBI's taxonomy places the organism in Eukaryota, Metazoa, Chordata, Actinopteri, Perciformes, Percidae.